Triticum urartu is the source of this 1942-nucleotide messenger RNA. RefSeq lists its product as uncharacterized. The record is from RefSeq and is a predicted model, not a curated record. Lineage: Eukaryota; Viridiplantae; Streptophyta; Magnoliopsida; Poales; Poaceae. Gene Ontology annotation, molecular function: protein binding.
AUGCAUUCUUCAAGCAACAGAAAAACAAGAAGGGGGAGGAAAAAACACCAACCAAUGCGUUCCUUCACCAUUCCUCCGGCCGUGCUGCAGCUGUUCCUGCUACUCUCCGGCCUCUCUCCCGCCACCUCAUGCACUGAGCAGGAGAAGCACUUCUCCAGUUCCUCGCUGGGACGUCGGGAGAUGGCACCCUCGCCGCGUCGUGGAACCAUGAGACAGACUGCUGCGAGUGGGAAGGCAUCAUUUGCAAUGGAGAUGGGGCCGUCACUGAGAUCUCCCUGGCAUCUAAAGGACUUGAAGGGCGCAUCUCGCCAUCUCUUGCCGACCUCACAGGCUUGCAAUGGAGAUGGGGCCGUCACUGAGAUCUCCCUGGCAUCUAAAGGACUUGAAGGGCGCAUCUCACCAUCUCUCGCUGACCUCACAGGCUUGCUGCAUGUCAACCUUUCGCACAACUCCUUCUCCAGUGGCCUUCCGCUGGAGCUCAUGUCCUCCAGCAGCAUCAUCGCCCUUGACGUCAGCUUCAACCGGCUAAAUGGAAUGCUGCAAGAGCUGCCGUCUUCGAUCACCACAGACCGGCCUCUGCAGGUACUCAACGUCUCAAGCAACCAGUUCAGCUUAGAACUUCCAUCAGCCACAUGGAAAAUGAUGAAGAAUCUUAUCGCGUUCAACGCCAGCAAUAACGGCUUCACUAGGCACAUACCGUCUUCUCUUUGCCUUGGCUCGCCAUCUUUGGCUUUGCUUAACCUCUGUCACAACCAAUUGAGUGGUGGCAUUCCGAACACACUAGGUAAUUGCUCCAAGCUCAAAGUGCUCAAAGCUGGCAACAACCACCUAAGUGGGAUUCUCCCUGUUGAAAUCUUCCACGCUACCUCGCUGGAGUACCUCUCCAUCCCCAACAAUGGUUUGCAAGGAGAACUUGAUGGAGCACAAAUGGUCAAACUCAGUAAUCUAGCUACUCUUGACCUUGGAGAGAACCACAUCAGUGGCAACAUCCCAGAAUCGAUAGGUCAGCUCAGGAGGCUGGAGAAGCUCCAUUUGGGUAACAACAUGUCUGAGGAGCUGCCAUCAACUAUGGGCAACUGCACAGAUCUCAAAACCAUCGAUCUGAAGGUCAACAACUUCAGUGGGGAUCUAGGCGAGGUGAACUUCUCAACCCCGCAGAAUAUAAGAAGUUUAGAUCUCAUGAGGAAUCGUCUCGGUGGCAUAGUGCCAGAAAGCAUUUACUCAUGCAGCAUGUUGACUGCACUGCGGCUGUCGGGCAACCAUUUCCAUGGUGAGAUAUCACCAAGAAUAGGCAAUCUGAAGCAUCUGUCCUUCCUAUCACUUGGUAGUAACUCCUUUACAAAUAUCAUGAAAGCUUUGCAUGCCCUUAAGAGCUGCAGGAACAUCAGCAAAAAUAAGUAAACUGUUUGGGUUGGGUGGAAGCUUAUAAGCACAGAAAGCCAUAACUAAAGCCUAGCCAAACACCCAUGUAGCUUUGCAGCCAAGUUCACAUGCAUGUGAACCAUGGUAAAACCACCCUGUUUUGGUCAAGAAGGGUAAAUUAAGUGGUGUUAUGUGUUCUAACUAGUUCUAAGAUAUGUUUGGAUUGCGACCAAAGUACAAUUUUUUUUGAGAUGAUCAAAACGUUGGUCUUUAUUGGAUAGGAACCAACUCUUUGGUAUGCCAAUGCGGCAAUGCUCCUUUACCAAUCUAUUGCGUUUUGUAGUCAAUGUUGGCCAAUCCGUUGGCAAGCAAAACCUCAACCGAAAUUUUGGCUAGCCAAUUUUUUGGUAGGGUAAAUAUGGGCACAAACCAAACAGACCCUUACACCUACACUAGUUUUAGAAGAGGAUGAACUGUUUACACAGUUUGCACAUGAAAAGGAACACAAACAGCAGAAUGGUGAUCCAAGCAAGCAGGAAAAAUACUUCAGCUGCUUUGGAAGAGUCCAUAUCCAUGGGAA